GUUGAAGAUGAUGCUGAAAAAUCAAAUUUACAAAUGGAAAUUGAUUCAGAUGAUCAAGAAAGUCAAGUGUCUGAUAUUAACGAAAGUGAUAAUGAAAUGAUGGAAGUAAACAAUUCGCAAAAAGUUGAAAUCACGCCUUUGCCAAUUUCUAGUGCUUGGAAAUGGGAAGAAGAAAAAAACUGA
This is a messenger RNA of Dentiscutata erythropus, 183 nucleotides long. Lineage: Eukaryota; Fungi; Glomeromycota; Glomeromycetes; Diversisporales; Gigasporaceae. The record is from the annotation of a GenBank genome assembly.